CCCCAUCCCCAUCGCUCAUCGUCUGUCGCAUCCGCCAGUCGACUUUUGACUCUUUUCCUUCUGUGUGAAAUUUUUUCGACUCAUUACCCUUUAACGAACGUCACAUAAACAUCAUGGCUGCACCCACUCCCACCUUCAAGCUCGUCCUCGUCGGUGACGGUGGUACUGGUAAGACCACCUUCGUCAAGCGUCACCUUACUGGUGAGUUCGAGAAGAAGUACAUCGCAACUCUCGGUGUCGAAGUGCACCCCCUUACUUUCACCACCAACUUGGGUCAAAUCCAGUUUGACGUGUGGGAUACCGCUGGUCAGGAGAAGUUCGGUGGUCUCAGAGAUGGAUACUAUAUCAACGGCCAGUGCGGUGUCAUCAUGUUCGAUGUUACCUCCCGUAUCACCUACAAGAACGUUCCCAACUGGCACCGUGACCUCGUCCGUGUCUGCGAGAACAUCCCCAUCGUGCUCUGUGGUAACAAGGUCGAUGUUAAGGAGCGUAAGGUGAAGGCCAAGACCAUCACCUUCCACCGCAAGAAGAACCUGCAGUACUACGACAUCUCCGCCAAGUCCAACUACAACUUCGAGAAGCCCUUCCUCUGGCUCGCCCGCAAAUUGGUUGGCAACACCAACCUGGAAUUCGUUGCUGCCCCUGCUCUCGCUCCCCCCGAGGUGCAGGUCAACCCCGAGCUCAUGGAGCAGUACCAGCAAGAGAUGAACGCUGCCGCACAAAUGCCUCUCCCCGACGAGGACGACGCAGACCUCUAAGCGUAUUCUCAAUGAAGUCUUUGGGGCUGGACUGCGGUCAGUCCUUCUGGCUGACGGGCCACCCCAACCUGCUGGCUUCGUUUUACAAAGCCUCGAAUUACGAUACAACGAAACCUGUCGGUGGACUGGCCCGGGGACGGCGGCAUGAUUACGCAUUUUCGAUUUUACCACUAGUAGUCUAGACUCUUUAUCUCAAUUUUUUUU
Messenger RNA from Aspergillus wentii DTO 134E9, 962 nucleotides. Its product is annotated as Ran family GTP-binding nuclear protein. Gene Ontology annotation, molecular function: GTPase activity; GTP binding. The transcript is spliced from 5 exons. The coding region runs from base 114 to 758 and encodes 214 amino acids. Gene Ontology annotation, biological process: ribosomal subunit export from nucleus; protein import into nucleus. NCBI's taxonomy places the organism in Eukaryota, Fungi, Ascomycota, Eurotiomycetes, Eurotiales, Aspergillaceae. Gene Ontology annotation, cellular component: nucleus; cytoplasm. The record is from RefSeq and is a predicted model, not a curated record.